ACUCUGCAGCCAGCCACAAUGUGUGUCAGAGGACUGUCUGUGCUCCCUAAGUAGAUGACUACUCCAAACCUGGUGUCUGUAUUACUGACUGCGAGUUACGAGAAAAUUUGGUUCGCACAUUACCAUCCCAAGUCAGGACUAGGUUUUUCGAUUGUGGGAUAGAAUGCCGGCGAUCAUAAGUAAAAACUCCGAUUUGGAGUUUGACUCCUUACAACCGUGUUUCUACCCGGAUGAGGACGACUUCUACUUCUGUGGUCCCGACUCUGCGCCACCGGGGGAGGACAUCUGGAAGAAAUUCGAGUUGUUGCCCACUCCACCCCUCUCCCCGAGCCGAGCCGCGCUACCGGGGGAGCCGGCGACUGGUUCCCUGGAAGCAGACCCUCUGGGCUUCGGCUUAGGGGACCCACUGGACUGGGCUUCUGAGCUGCUACUCCUGCCCGAGGACGAUAUCUGGGGGGCGUCCGACGAUGGAGACCUAUUUGGCUCCGCUUUGGAUAAUAACCCCAACAAUAUCAUAAUCCAGGACUGUAUGUGGAGUGGCUUCUCCGCCAGGGAAAAGCUGGAGCGUGUAGUCACGGAGAAACUCGGCAAGGCUAUUUCCACUGCUACAGGAGGCGGCAGGAACAUGUGCGUCAAAGCGCCGGAGGUUGUGAGCCGCAGCCCGGCGACAGAGUGUGUGGACCCCACAGUAGUCUUCCCUUUCCCGGUCAACAAGAAGAACGGCAGCAGAGACUCAACCGGGACCGUGAACACGCCCACAACCCACGGAAGCGCUCCCAGCGACUCCGAAGAGGAAGACGAUGAAGAAGAAGAUGACGAGGAAGAAGAGGACGACGACGACGAGGACGACGACGAGGACGACGACGAUGAGGAGGAGGACGAGGAAGAGGAGGAGAUUGAUGUGGUAACAGUAGAGAAGCGGCGCUCCACGAUCAACAAGGCAUCACCCAUGGCGACGGGUACAGUCACCAUCUCUGUGCAUCCCAAAAGCCACGAUGCGAGAGGGUCCGGCGUGGUGAGUCGGUUCGUCAGCAGAGCUCCUCAGGAGCUGAUCCUGAAGAGGAGCUCAGUCCACCAGCAGCAACACAACUACGCGGCUCCCUCACCGUACACUUCAGACGACGACCCCGCCCCACCACCAAAAAAGCAAAGGACGUCAGACGCGCCUCGACCUCCCACCAGAACCAUCUCGUCAUGCUCCUCCUCCUCCUCCUCCUCCACAUCCUGCAGUUCAUUCACCAGCACAUCGGGGCCACGCAGCAAGCGCAGCGCCAGUGGAGACAGCAGCCCGCGCGGCAGCUCCGACUCCGAGGACAGCGAGCGCCGGCGCAACCACAACAUCCUGGAGCGUCAGCGCCGCAACGACCUGCGCUCCAGCUUCCUGACGCUGCGCGACCACGUGCCUGAGCUGGCACACAACGAGAAGGCGGCGAAGGUACUGAUUCUGAAGAAGGCCACUGAGUAUGUGAGCUCACUGGAGACAGAGGAGAUGAGACUCCAGCAGGAGAAGGACAGGCUUCAGGCCCGCAGGCAGCAGCUGAUGCGCAGGCUGGAGCAGGCUAGGACUCGCUAACAGACAACCACUACAACACAGAAACACUCACAUAUACCCGGGAUCAACCCCCUUCCCCACCCUGCCUCCACUGAGUCGGUCUGAAACACAAUUAGAUGCAUCCACACUUAGGCCUAUACACUUACGCACAAACACAUGCAUAUCUGUUGUACACGUGCGCACACAAACAUCUCAGAGGACGUUUAUCUUCAAAUGCCGAAACACACACACACACACACACACACACACACAUCUUUGAGGAAAGGGGGAGGGGUUGGCCAGGGGGGAUGCUCGGACUUUCACUGCCGCCACUUUUUUUGCACAUUUGUUGACGUUAAGAAUGUUUAGGGUUUACUUUUUCAAUCCAGUCACAUUGAGGAAAGAUUUUUUUAAAAAGAGAAAAGAAUGAGGGAGGAGAGAGGACACAACUUGUUUUGCUCUUCCCUCCCUCUAGUUUUUUUUAUAUCAUUUGUAUCUUGUAUUUUGUUUUUUUGUACUCACUGUGACACCAGCCUGGAAUCAGUUGAUUCCCACAGGGAUGGGUAUAAGAGGGCACUUUGCUUGGAGAGUUCACGUACAAGAAGCAGUGCACACUUACUUUGCCUUCACCACUGCAAAACUGAAGAGACUAUAACGACUGAGGCGUUUUGGGUCACAUAAGCAAUGCCACUACAGGUUCUCUUUCUCUCACUCCUCUCUCACACUGGUGCUCCAACCAAGUCAGUGGAUGUAUAACUGUGCACCUUGCUAGCCGACACUUUUGUAUAUAACAAUAGUGUACAGACAAAAUAAACUCAGAUCUGCCUUGUUUUGUAAUACAUUUUGUCCUUGUUUUUUUAUACAUGUGAGGAAGCUGCCAAUAACCAGACUGGAAGUUUAUAUACCUUUAAAAGUACUGUAAGGCCUCGAUUUUUGAGAGUCAUGAAACUUUGUAAUAUAACAAUAUAUUGUUUUUUUUUUCUCUUCUCUUUUUCUUUGUAUUGUAUCAUAUUACUAAUUCUACACACCUUUAUGCUUUUAGUGUGAACCUGAUACAUACUAAAUUUGAUACUUAUAUUUUCGUAUGAAAAUGAGUUCUCGGUAGAUAUCACUUUAUCUUGUCAUUUGUUUUUCUUUUAUCUCAAAUAAUUCUUUUGUACAGCAAAUGUGUUCUAUCCUCAUGUACCUGGCCUUUUUCUUAAUUCCUCUUUUGUUUAUAUUUGUAACUAUCGGGUGCAUAGAACUGGGUAAACGGAUAUAAGAUGUUUGUUUUUUGACUUUUAAAAUGUACAUUUAGUGCUGCAACUCAUAGCACUUUGAAAUACCUCAUUUUGAAAAAUAAAUAGACAUCAUAAAAUCCUC
Molecule: messenger RNA, 2893 nt
Organism: Cyclopterus lumpus (lumpfish)
Lineage: Eukaryota; Metazoa; Chordata; Actinopteri; Perciformes; Cyclopteridae
Gene: mycn
Product: MYCN proto-oncogene, bHLH transcription factor
Exons: 3
Coding region: 164-1573 (469 amino acids)
Biological process (GO): regulation of transcription by RNA polymerase II
Molecular function (GO): DNA-binding transcription factor activity, RNA polymerase II-specific; RNA polymerase II cis-regulatory region sequence-specific DNA binding; protein dimerization activity
Source: RefSeq, a predicted model, not a curated record